This is a messenger RNA of Acanthoscelides obtectus, 1631 nucleotides long. NCBI's taxonomy places the organism in Eukaryota, Metazoa, Arthropoda, Insecta, Coleoptera, Chrysomelidae. The record is from the annotation of a GenBank genome assembly.
AGAAGACUAGUCUGUACCCGAAUGUAAUUAUGAGAGGAACAAAAUUAAUAUUGAUGGAGGUAGGAAAUGUAAAAUUUCUGGAUUCUCUCAAUUAUUUUCCUAUGCCUCUAACUGCUCUACCCAAGGCGUUUGAUUUGAAAGAGCUAAAGAAAGGAUACUUUCCACAUUUAUUCAACACUUUGGCUCAUCAGAAUUAUGUAGGGCCAAUUCCAGCGCUCGACUUCUACGAUCCCGACCAUUUAAAGGAAGACGCUCGGGAAAAAUUAUUAAAAUGGCAUGGCGAAAGACAAGCGGAGGGAUACGUUUUUGAUUUUCAGAAAGAAAUCGUUGAAUACUGUAUCUCCGAUGUGGAAAUAUUGACACAGGCGUGUCUCAAAUUUCGAGACCUGAUGAAAACCGAAACCACAGUCGAUCCCUUCCAGGAAAGCACCACUAUUGCAUCAUGCUGUAACAAAGUCUUUAGACGCAAUUUUUUAAAACCUGAGACGAUCGGGAUUCUACCGAACCAGAACUUAUAUCACCCCGUUUUACCGUCAAAAAUGAACAACAAAUUGAUGUUUGUUAACUGUCAAAAAUGUGGUGAAGAUUUCGUUCGAGAAGAGUGUCAGCAUUCUAUUCAAGAAAGAAGCCUAAAAGGAACUUGGGUGAUAGAAGAGGUGCUCAAAGCUAUUGAAAAAGGUUACCAGAUUAUAGAGACUUACGAAAUAUGGGAAUACGAUACAAUUCAGCUCAGUAAAGACCAAGAGGGGUUAUUUAGCGGAAUGAUGAACAAGUUUCUACAAAUAAAACAACAAGCUUCAGGAUGGCCCAAACAUUGCUUAACGGAUGAAGAAAAAAACCGUUAUAUUGAUGCAUUUUUGGAUAGAGAAGACAUAAAGCUGGAAUUUUCAAAAAUUAUAGAGAACCCCUGUUUGAGAUCGUUAGCUAAACUUAUGCUGAAUUCCUUUUGGGGUAAAUUUGCUCAAAAAGAAAACCAAAACAAAACCUCAAUAGUCAGAGACUGUGGUGAAUUCUUUGAUAUGCUGACUAAUCCUUCUAUUCAUGUAAAUACAGUUCUCCCGGUAAACGAAGAAACCCUUCUCAUAACUUGGGAAUUUAGAGAAGAGGCCUAUGACGUUUCUUCAACGGUUAACGUUGUAUUGGCUUCAUAUGUCACGGCCCUAGCUAGACUAAAAUUAUAUUCAUUCUUGGAGAAAGUGGAAGAAAGGGCAGUUUACGUAGAUACAGAUUCAUGUAUUUAUAUCUCUCGUAAGGGAUUAGACGACAUAUCUACAGGCGACUUCAUAGGUGAUAUGACCGAUGAGCUCAAUGGGGGUUUCAUAUCAGAGUUUGUUUCUGGAGGACCUAAGAACUACGCCUACAAAUAUACUACUUUGUCUGGAGAGGAACAGAUCGUAUGUAAAAAAAUACCUACACUGGACAGAAUGUUCGCUUCGACGUCACAAAGAAAUGAUGAUGGUUUGCGGGCGUCUUACAAUAUCUCGUUACUUAUAGCAAAAUCCGGAAAAACGCAUACUAUCGGAGAGAAGUUAAUUUUGCCCGCCGUUGAAGAGGUUUUAAAAACUGUUUUACACAAACCUGCAUCUGAUAUCAUUAAAAGAAUUCCCUUAAGCAACAAUACGUACUGUUGA